AUGUCCGGUGAAGCGUGGCUCUACCUUCUGUCGGUGCUGAUCAACGCCGUCAACCUGUUCCUCCAGGUUUUCUUCACGAUCAUGUACAGCGAUCUCGAGUGUGACUACAUCAACCCUAUCGACCUAUGCAACCGUCUCAACGCCUACAUUAUCCCCGAAGCCGCUGUCCACGCUUUCCUGACCUUCCUUUUCAUCAUCAACGGCUACUGGCUGGCUAUCGUCCUGAACCUGCCACUCCUUGCCUUCAACGCUAAGAAGAUCUACGACAACCAGCACCUGUUGGAUGCGACCGAGAUCUUCCGCAAGCUGAACGUGCACAAGAAGGAAUCAUUCAUCAAGCUGGGCUUCCACCUCCUGAUGUUCUUCUUCUACCUCUACAGCAUGAUCGUUGCCCUGAUCCGCGAUGAGGGACACUGA
This is a messenger RNA of Penicillium malachiteum, 417 nucleotides long. RefSeq names its product cornichon family protein. The record is from RefSeq and is a predicted model, not a curated record. Gene Ontology annotation, biological process: endoplasmic reticulum to Golgi vesicle-mediated transport. The coding region runs from base 1 to 417 and encodes 138 amino acids. Gene Ontology annotation, cellular component: endoplasmic reticulum membrane; COPII-coated ER to Golgi transport vesicle. NCBI's taxonomy places the organism in Eukaryota, Fungi, Ascomycota, Eurotiomycetes, Eurotiales, Aspergillaceae. The transcript has 4 exons.